AUGUCAACUCCUGAUCCCCCAAUGGGAGGGACCCCCCGGCCCGGUCCCUCCCCAGGGCCAGGACCAUCUCCAGGAGGCAUGAUGGGCCCAAGCCCUGGUCCCUCACCGGGCUCAGCCCACAGCAUGAUGGGACCAAGCCCAGGACCGCCCGGAUCUGGACACCCCCAUCCGCCACAAGGACCCUCAGGAUAUCCUCAGGACAGCAUGCAUCAGAUGCACAAACAAAUGGAUCCCAUGCACGAUAAGGGAAUGCCUGAUGACCCUCGCUACGGUCAGAUGAAGAGUAUGGGCAUGAGGCCCGGUGGACACAGCGGGAUGGCCCCCCCACCCAGCCCAAUGGAUCAACAUUCCCAGGGUUACCCUUCUCCGUUGGGAGGUUCGGAGCACGCGCCCAGCCCCGUCCCAGCCAACGGCCCACCCUCGGGCCCCGGAGCCGGGCCAAUGGAAGGCACCGGGGACCCUGCUCAGAGUAUGGGCCAACCAAACAGGGGCGGACCCCAGGGUCCAGGUGGACCACCGGGUCCUGGUGUUGGACCAGGCGGUGCAGGUGGACCCACUCCUUUUAACCAGAACCAGUUACACCAACUCAGGGCCCAAAUCAUGGCCUACAAGAUGCUGGCUCGCAAUCAUCCCAUUCCAGAGCAUCUGCAGCUGGCCGUGCAGGGAAAGAGACCCAUGCCUGGGAUGCAGCAGCAGCCCAUGCCCAAUAUGCCGCCCUCCACUGGGCCUGGAGGGGGCCCAGGUGCAGGGGCGGGGCCAGCUCAGACCAACUACAACAGACCACAUGGUAUGGUAGGUCCCAAUAUGGCGCCACCUGGACCUGCGGGAGUUCCUCCCGGUAUGCAAGGCCAGCCAGCAAACGGACCUCCUAAAUCAUGGCCUGAAGGACCAAUGGUCAAUGCUGCUGCUCCAUCCAACCCUCCUCAGAAGCUGAUUCCUCCUCAGCCUACAGGCAGACCCUCGCCUGCUCCACCGUCCGUGCCUCCGGCUGCUUCCCCAGUAAUGCCUCCUCAGACGCAGUCCCCGGGGCAGCCGGCACAGCUCCCACCCAUGAUGCUGCACCAGAAGCAAAACCGCAUAACGCCCAUCCAGAAACCCCGCGGCCUGGACCCGGUUGAGAUCCUCCAGGAGAGGGAGUAUAGGCUACAAGCUCGUAUCGUUCACCGCAUCCAGGAGCUGGAGCACCUGCCCGGCUCACUGGCCGGCGAUCUGAGGACCAAGGCCACCAUCGAGCUCAAGGCUCUGAGGCUGCUUACAUUCCAGAGACAGCUACGUCAGGAGGUGGUGGCUUGCAUGCGUCGGGAUACGGCUUUGGAAACCGCCCUCAACGCUAAAGCCUACAAGCGCAGCAAACGGCAAUCUCUGCGAGAGGCCCGGAUCACAGAGAAGCUGGAGAAGCAGCAGAAAAUCGAGCAAGAGCGCAAACGGCGCCAGAAACACCAGGAAUACCUCAACAGCAUCCUGCAGCAUGCCAAGGACUUUAAGGAAUACCACCGCUCCAUCACAGCAAAGAUCCAGAAGGCCACCAAAGCUGUUGCCACGUAUCACGCCAACACUGAGCGCGAGCAGAAGAAGGAGAACGAGCGCAUUGAAAAGGAGAGAAUGCGGAGGCUGAUGGCGGAAGAUGAGGAAGGUUACCGUAAACUCAUCGACCAGAAGAAGGACAAACGUCUGGCCUACCUGCUGCAGCAGACAGAUGAAUACGUUGCCAACCUCACCGAGUUGGUGCGCGCCCACAAAGCUGCUCAAGCUCUCAAGGAGAAGAAAAAGAAGAAGAAAAAGAAGAAGCCUGACCCUGUAGAAGGCGGAGCUCCUGCUAUGGGACCUGAUGGAGAGCCACUAGAUGAAACUAGUCAGAUGAGUGACCUGCCUGUAAAAGUCAUCCACGUUGACAGCGGAAAGAUCCUGACGGGCGGUGAUGCACCCAAGGCAGGCCAGUUGGAGGCCUGGUUGGAAAUGAACCCUGGAUAUGAAGUCGCACCUCGUUCAGACAGUGAGGACAGUGGAUCGGAAGAAGAAGAGGAGGAAGAUGAGGAGGAAGUGGAUGAGCAGCCGCAGCCUGCAUCGGCUCCAACUGAGGAGAAGAAGAAGAUUCCAGACCCUGAUAGCGAAGACGUCUCAGAAGUGGAUGUCCAGCACAUCAUCGAGAAUGCCAAGCAGGACGUAGAUGACGAGUACGGCAAUGCAAAUUUCAACCGAGGCCUGCAGUCCUACUACGCCGUGGCUCACGCCGUCACCGAGAAAGUGGAGAAGCAAUCCUCCCUGAUGGUCAACGGGACGCUGAAACAGUACCAGAUUAAAGGUCUGGAGUGGCUGGUGUCGCUCUACAACAACAACUUGAACGGCAUCCUUGCCGAUGAAAUGGGUCUGGGGAAAACUAUCCAGACCAUCGCACUUAUUACAUACCUCAUGGAGUUAAAGCGCAUCAACGGGCCCUUCCUCAUCAUCGUACCUCUUUCGACUUUAUCGAACUGGGUUUACGAGUUUGAUAAAUGGGCUCCAUCUGUGGUGAAGGUCUCCUACAAGGGCUCUCCAGCCGCUCGCCGCUCGUUUGUUCCGAUCUUGCGAAGCGGAAAGUUCAACGUGCUGCUCACCACGUACGAGUACAUCAUCAAAGACAAGCAGGUCUUGGCUAAGAUCCGCUGGAAGUACAUGAUUGUGGAUGAGGGUCACCGCAUGAAGAACCACCACUGCAAGCUGACUCAGGUCCUGAAUACGCACUACCUGGCCCCGCGGCGUCUGCUGCUGACCGGAACCCCACUGCAGAACAAGCUGCCAGAACUCUGGGCUCUGCUCAACUUCCUGCUGCCCACCAUCUUCAAAAGCUGCAGCACCUUCGAGCAGUGGUUCAACGCUCCCUUCGCCAUGACUGGAGAAAAGGUGGACCUGAAUGAAGAAGAGACCAUCCUGAUCAUUCGACGUUUACACAAGGUACUCCGACCGUUCUUGUUGCGUAGACUCAAGAAAGAAGUGGAGGCCCAGCUGCCAGAAAAGGUGGAGUACGUGAUCAAGUGCGACAUGUCGGCCCUGCAGAGGGUUCUGUACCGACACAUGCAGGCUAAAGGAGUUCUACUAACAGAUGGGUCAGAAAAAGACAAGAAGGGUAAAGGUGGAACGAAGACCCUGAUGAACACUAUCAUGCAGCUGAGGAAGAUCUGCAACCACCCCUACAUGUUCCAGCACAUUGAGGAGUCCUUUUCUGAGCAUCUCGGGUUUUCUGGUGGAAUCGUGACGGGUCCUGAGCUGUAUCGUGCGUCCGGAAAGUUUGAGCUUCUGGAUCGCAUUCUGCCCAAGCUAAGAGCCACCAAACACAAAGUGCUGCUUUUCUGUCAGAUGACCUCGCUAAUGACCAUCAUGGAGGACUACUUUGCUUACCGCAACUUCAAGUACCUGCGUUUGGAUGGAACGACCAAAGCAGAAGACCGCGGCAUGUUGCUGAAAACAUUCAACGACCCAGCCUGCGAGUACUUUGUGUUCCUGCUGAGCACCAGGGCUGGAGGUCUGGGCCUGAACCUGCAGUCUGCCGACACGGUCAUCAUCUUCGACAGCGACUGGAACCCUCACCAGGAUCUGCAGGCCCAAGACAGAGCCCACCGUAUCGGGCAGCAGAAUGAGGUCCGAGUGCUCCGCCUGUGUACCGUCAACAGUGUGGAAGAAAAGAUCCUGGCGGCGGCCAAAUACAAGCUGAACGUGGACCAGAAGGUCAUCCAGGCAGGCAUGUUCGACCAGAAGUCCUCUGGCUAUGAGCGGCGGGCCUUCUUACAGGCCAUCCUGGAGCACGAGGAGCAGGAUGAGGAGGAGGAUGAGGUACCGGAUGAUGAGACUGUCAAUCAGAUGAUUGCAAGAAGUGAAGAAGAGUUUGAACUUUUUAUGCGAAUGGACCUGGACAGACGCCGCGAAGACGCGCGCAACCCAAAGAGGAGACCACGUCUGAUGGAAGAGGACGAUAUGCCCGGGUGGAUCCUAAAAGACGACGCCGAGGUAGAGAGGCUGACCUGCGAAGAGGAGGAGGAGAAAAUGUUUGGCCGGGGUUCUCGUCAGCGCAAAGAGGUGGACUACAGCGACUCGCUGACUGAGAAACAGUGGCUCAAGGCCAUCGAAGAAGGUAACCUGGAGGAUAUAGAAGAGGAAGUGCGACACAAAAAGACAACGAGAAAACGCAAGAGAGACCGCGACCUCGAUGGCGGCAUGGCUACACCGAGCUCCAGCAGCCGAGGGCGGGACAAGGACGACGACGGGAAGAAGGCAAAGAAACGCGGCCGCCCGCCUGCAGAGAAGCUCUCCCCCAACCCGCCGUCUCUCACUAAGAAGAUGAAGAAGAUUGUAGAUGCUGUCGUCAAAUACAAGGACGGUAACGGCCGACAGCUGAGCGAAGUCUUCAUCCAGCUGCCGUCUCGCAAGGAGCUGCCGGAGUACUACGAGCUCAUCCGCAAGCCGGUGGACUUCAAGAAGAUCAAGGAGAGGAUCCGCAGCCACAAAUACCGCAACCUGAACGAUCUGGAGAAGGACGUAAUGCUGCUGUGUCAGAACGCCCAGACCUUCAACCUGGAGGGCUCUCUGAUCUACGAGGACUCCAUCGUGCUCCAGUCCGUCUUUACGAGCGUGCGGCAGAAAAUCGAGAAGGAGGACGAAAGCGAGGGAGAGGAGAGUGAGGAAGAGGAGGAGGAGAUAGACGAAGGCUCUGAGUCUGAAUCUCGUUCGGUGAAGGUGAAGAUCAAACUCAGCCGGAAAGAAAAGGGGGAGCGAGGGGGGAAGGGCCAGAGGAGGAGGGGCCGAGGCUCCCGGGCCAAACCUGUGGUCAGUGACGAUGACAGCGAGGAAGAGCAGGAGGAGGAUCGAUCAGCCAGUGGCAGCGAGGACGAUUGA
This is a messenger RNA of Cyprinodon variegatus (sheepshead minnow), 4866 nucleotides long. RefSeq names its product transcription activator BRG1. Gene Ontology annotation, molecular function: DNA binding; histone binding; transcription factor binding. The record is from RefSeq and is a predicted model, not a curated record. Lineage: Eukaryota; Metazoa; Chordata; Actinopteri; Cyprinodontiformes; Cyprinodontidae. Bases 1 to 4866 code for a protein of 1621 amino acids. Gene Ontology annotation, cellular component: nucleus. Gene Ontology annotation, biological process: positive regulation of transcription by RNA polymerase II. The transcript has 33 exons.